ACACCUACAGCGGAGAAUUUUUCCAGAUCGGAUCUAUGUUUACCAGCGUGGUUCCAUCUACGCUGAACAUGGCGUUGAAACUGCUAUAUUUUCGUUUAUUUUUCUUUGUUCAGGCGUAAGAUCUAUCAACAUCGAACUGGCCUGGUUACAGAUAUCUCCUGUCUGUCUUGAUCGUUACUAUACAGACACUUGUACUAUAGUAUAUUCUACCAGGAACACUGAAAUAGUCAUUUUCUGAUACCUUUCAACAAUGGCUUCUGACAAGCCUUUUGACGCACAAGUUCUCAUCAUUGGCGGCGGGCUCGGCGGCCUCACCCUCGCUACAAUCUGCAAGAAGACCGGUAUCUCUGUCAAGGUCCUCGAGCGCAGCAAGCAAGUCAGUCCUGCGGGGGCUGGAAUAUCUCUCGCGCCUAAUGCGCUGCGUGUACUGGAUCAACUGGGUCUUUACAGUGAUAUCCUAGAGGAAGGCCAGCCCCUCAAGAAGAUCCAAGUCCAUCGCAACACUACCAAGUGGAGUGAAAUCGACUUCCAGUGGACGGAGCAGGUGUUUGGAUAUCCUGUUAUCUCGAUCGAGAGACAUCACUUUCACCAUCUGCUCUAUAAUGCUGCCGGGGGCUCCGAGACUGUUCUUCUCGACGCUGAUGUGACUGACAUCGUCGAGUUUGGCGAUGAGAAACAGCAAGGCGUACGUGUCAAGCUCGCUGAUGGCCGCGAAUUCACCGGUGAGGUGGCUGUCGGCGCAGAUGGUAUUCGAUCCGUGACCAGAAGGAUUCUUGCCCGGCAAGCGGGCUUGGAUUCUAUCAACUCCAUUCGAUUCACAGGUCGUGUGCACAUGUCGGGUUACACUGCGCCGAUUGAGAAUCUAGGACCAGCGGAGCUUGGGGUCGGAAAUUGGCUACUGUACGACAAUUCGAUCCUCACGACAUGGCCGUGCAAAGACAACAGGCAAUGGUUUAUCGGUGUCAAGGCUUCCGAGCUUAAGCAAGCCGACCGAUCAGUCUGGAAAGGCGCCACGAGAGAUACCAUCAAUGAUGUCUACGGAGAUCACUUCCACCCUUUUGCAAAGUCGGGACAUUUCCGUGACAUCGUCAAUCGCUCGGAGCGCGUGGUCGCAAGCGAUGUCUUUGAAGAGACAGACUUCCCUUCGAUGUCAUACGGUCGUGUAGCCUUGUUAGGUGACGCUGCGCAUUCAAUGACUUCGUUCUUCGGCCAGGGUGCUUGUCAAGCUAUCGAAGAUGCUACGGAACUAGGAAAUAUUCUGCAUGCAUACUUCACAAACAAGCAAACAGCAAAGAAUAUCGGCGCGCAAUCUCCGCGCCUUGAGGAUGCACUUGGAGAAUACUGCACCAAACGCGAGGGCCGCGCUAAGGAUCUAGUUACUUUCUCGAGCAACUACGCCAAGGUGCACAUGGCGCGACUGCCCUAUGGUUUGGGCCCUUUUGUGCGCAAGUUCGUUUAUGCCUACAUGCCGAUCUGGGGCUGGCGAUGGGCGUUAGAAUGGCUGUACGGUUAUCAGCCGAUGAUCGACGCUUUGCUCGAAUGGCCUAAUGGAAAGGCUAAGGCUUAGGACCUAGGCGGGCCGAAGUAAGAUGCGGAGAGUAUGUGUGAGAAUGUUAUUGUGGUGAGCGUAUUUAGGAGGCAAUUGCCCAAUGAUUAUUUCAAAUUGUUGGUCUAUGUUUAGAAUAGAAUAGAAUUCUCUCCAUGUUCUUGAAAUUUGACUUUUUGAGAAGCUCCAGCAUAGCCUUGGAACUGAGUAUUCAAUAUCAAUAGUUGCAACAUGGAGGCUGUCUUUCAUAUCUCUGUGCCUUAGGCUUAUUUUAGAAAAGUUAGAGAAGUCAUUCAUAUUUCGGCCUCUAUUUUACUUAGCCAACUCAAUUGAUAUCGACAGUGG
Messenger RNA from Paecilomyces variotii, 1891 nucleotides. RefSeq names its product FAD binding monooxygenase. The coding region runs from base 251 to 1567 and encodes 438 amino acids. NCBI's taxonomy places the organism in Eukaryota, Fungi, Ascomycota, Eurotiomycetes, Eurotiales, Thermoascaceae. The record is from RefSeq and is a predicted model, not a curated record. Gene Ontology annotation, molecular function: FAD binding; monooxygenase activity. The transcript has 6 exons.